Molecule: messenger RNA, 1625 nt
Organism: Zalophus californianus (California sea lion)
Lineage: Eukaryota; Metazoa; Chordata; Mammalia; Carnivora; Otariidae
Gene: SLC25A17
Product: solute carrier family 25 member 17
Exons: 10
Coding region: 288-1142 (284 amino acids)
Biological process (GO): transmembrane transport
Cellular component (GO): peroxisomal membrane
Molecular function (GO): NAD transmembrane transporter activity; FMN transmembrane transporter activity; ATP transmembrane transporter activity
Source: RefSeq, a predicted model, not a curated record
GGCGCUUCUUUACUCUCCGCUAGCUGCGACCUGAGGGAAAAGUGUUGCUAGGUCUGUGGGGAGCCACAGCAAUGCCCUCCGUGCUGUCCUACGAAAGCCUGGUCCACGCUGUGGCCGGAGCCGUGGAAUAUCAGCUAUCUCCAGCCUUGGCACUGAGAAAUCACCACUGAGAUUUUGAAGCCACAAACUCUCUCUUAGGUUGCAGCCUGAAUUCUCACUACUUGCAUCAUUUGAAAACCUGAAGUGAAUAAUUUAACUUGGAAUGAUUCCAGGGAAGCGUGACAGCAAUGACAGUAUUUUUUCCCUUGGAUACAGCUCGACUCCGACUUCAAGUUGAUGAGAAAAGAAAGUCCAAAACUACACACAUGGUGCUCCUCGAGAUCAUUAAGGAAGAAGGCCUCCUGGCACCAUAUCGAGGGUGGUUUCCAGUUAUCUCCAGUCUCUGCUGCUCCAAUUUUGUCUAUUUCUACACUUUUAAUAGUCUCAAAGCAGUCUGGGUCAAAGGUCAACGCUCUACUACUGGAAAAGAUCUAGUAGUUGGAUUUGUUGCAGGAGUGGUGAAUGUGUUGCUAACAACUCCACUCUGGGUGGUAAACACCAGACUGAAGCUGCAAGGGGCAAAAUUUAGGAAUGAAGACAUUGUACCAACCAACUACAAAGGUAUUAUUGAUGCUUUUCACCAGAUCAUUCGAGAUGAAGGAAUCAUGGCUUUAUGGAAUGGCACAUUUCCUUCCUUGCUGUUGGUCUUCAAUCCUGCCAUCCAGUUCAUGUUCUAUGAAGGUUUAAAAAGGCAGCUUCUAAAGAAACGAGCGAAGCUUUCUUCUUUGGAUGUGUUCAUCAUUGGCGCAAUAUCCAAAGCAAUUGCUACCACCGUCACCUAUCCUCUGCAGACGGUACAGUCAAUUCUGAGGUUUGGACGUCACAGACUAAACCCAGAAAACAGAACACUGGGGAGUCUUCGGAAUGUUCUCUAUCUUCUUCACCAACGAGUAAAGCGUUUUGGAAUCAUGGGACUCUACAAAGGCCUUGAAGCCAAACUGCUACAGACAGUCCUCACUGCUGCUCUCAUGUUCCUGGUUUAUGAGAAACUGACGGCUGCUACCUUCACAGUUAUGGGACUGAAGAGUGCCCGCAAGCACUGAGACACCCCACACUGCAAAGUGCAGAAAAAUGCUCAAGAUGGGGGGUUCCUUCUGUGUGAAGGGAAGUGAUUCCCUUUUUAUUCUUGCUGUGUGCACCAUGAAUUUUACCCUCAUUGGCUGGAAAAGCGUCUAAGGGUAAACAUGGAAUAUAGCCAGCUGGACCUGUCCACAACUUUAAUUUUUAAUUUUAUGAUGGUUGUUUGAAUUUUGUGGGGGAGGUUAGUCUAAUGGUCCUACAAAAAAAAAACCCAUUAUUGAAAACCUGAAGAUGGAAGUUUGUGGGUGUUUAUUGUUUUUCUUAAGGUGAACGGACUAUUGCUCACAAUGUGUAAUCUUUUCCAGUUAAAAUCUUUCUUAAAUUUACCAGCUGUUCUUUUCCUCUGAUUCUAGGGACACAUUUAAUACCAUAUAAUUCUCCUCAUAUACUUUUGUAUGUUUUAAUCUUGGUAUUUUUCUCACUAAAAAUAUUAUGAUUGUUCCACA